UGGUUUUGAUUUAGGAAAUCUGUGCACUUAACCCUACUUAUUUUGAAUACAAAACAGAAUAUUUCUAUUUUAAUUUUAUAUUGUCUAAUUAAAUAUGGUAUUUAAAACAGUAGCAUUGUUUGCUAAACGCAAAAAGCCUCUGAGAAAUUGUUUGAAAACGGGAUUUAGAGAUUCCUUAAAAAUAUUCGUUUCAGGAGGUUAUGGGGGUAAUGGACUACCUAAGUACGGAGGAAUUGGAGGUUUCGGAGGAAAUGUGUCAGUUAUAGCAAAAGAAGGUAUAAGCUUAGAAGAUGUUUUCAAACAAAAUAAGUCACUCAGAUAUGUUGCUGGAAAUGGAGGAAACAGUUCAGCUAAUUGUUUGAGGGGUUCUCCUGGUGAAAAUGUAACAUUUGAAGUUCCAGUUGGAGUAUCUUUCAUCACAGAAUUAGGGAAGAAAUUAGGUGAAUUAGAUAAAGAAAAUGAAGAGUUGGUACUUGCCAAAGGUGGUACCCCAGGACAUUCCAAAAAUGGUUAUUUAGGAACAGAAGGACAAGCAUAUCCAGUGAAACUCGAUUUAAAACUAAUAGCAGACAUAGGCCUUGUUGGCUUUCCAAAUGCUGGAAAAAGUAGUUUAUUGAGUGCUAUAUCACAUGCUAAACCAAAAGUAGCCAACUACCCAUUUACCACUUUAAAACCUCAUUUGGGAAUGAUAAACUUCCCUGAUCACAGACAAAUUUCAAUGGCUGAUUUACCAGGCCUUAUAGAAGGAGCUCAUUCAAAUAAAGGCAUGGGUCAUGAAUUUCUUAAACAUGUAGAGAGGACUAAACUAUUAUUAUUAGUGGUAGAUAUACAUGGGUUCCAGUUAGGACCUCAAUACCCCUAUAGAAAUUGCUUAGAAACAGUCCUUUUACUAAACAAGGAGUUGGAAUUAUAUAAACCAGAGCUCAUUGAAAAACCCUCCUUAUUACUCAUAAAUAAAAUGGAUGUGGAAGAUGCAGAAGAAAAAUACAACCAAAUAAAAUUAAGUUUGAAGAAUUUAUCAAGUAUUUCAGAGAAUUAUGAGGAAGAGAUAAGAUCAGAAAAAUACUUGAAAUUUAGGGAUAUUCUUCCAGUUUCAAUUAAACACUCUGUUCAAGAUAUCGAUCUUAUAAAAGGAAAAUUGAGAAAACAUUUAGAUAUCAUAGCGGAUGAAGAAAUAGAUGAUGAAAGUAACUCAGAUUUAUAUCAAGACAUAAGGAGAAAAAUGAAGGAAAAAGGUCCUAAAUUAGUGUAAACAUAAAAAUAUAUCACAGAUCGUUUAAUUGCCAUCUCUAACAGCUGAUGUAUGUUUUAAAUCUUUUAGUUUCACCCAUUCGCAACUCAAGUUUGCAUUUUCAAUUUCUUCAAUCAUACUAUUUCCAAUUGGAUUUGAUUUUUUCACAGUGAUGUGUUCAAAGUCUGAAUAUAUACCAAUCUGUGAUUUCCACCUGAAGUAAAUAAGAUAAGGAUGAAAAAUCUGAAAA
Coccinella septempunctata (seven-spotted ladybird) is the source of this 1481-nucleotide messenger RNA. Its product is annotated as GTP-binding protein 10. Gene Ontology annotation, cellular component: mitochondrion. Bases 95 to 1252 code for a protein of 385 amino acids. Gene Ontology annotation, molecular function: GTPase activity; GTP binding. The record is from RefSeq and is a predicted model, not a curated record. NCBI's taxonomy places the organism in Eukaryota, Metazoa, Arthropoda, Insecta, Coleoptera, Coccinellidae. The transcript is spliced from 6 exons.